GAAAGAGAAACAGGCAGUGGUGAGCGAGCGUUUACAAGUGGCGGACGGCUAUUCUCUACCCCUACGCUUUCUUUCUCUCCCCCUGUGGUAUUUAUGAGGAUAUUCGGCCCCUGAGUGCAUCCCAGCGUGUGGCGGGGGAAUUAAACCAAGGGAUACUUCAGGGGCCUGGUUUCCCUGUGGUUAUUUGUGGCCCCUGUGUGAGGAAUUGCGAUCUGUGAGUGUGUUGGCUGGGCGGAGGGAGACUGGCUGGGUUUGAGUGAGACCCCUCUUGACUCAGCCACGCUAAGCCAAGCCAGGCGCCCGCAACCAACGCCCACCCACCACUUGCUUCCCUGCGCCUCUCCUCGUCUUUAACAGCAGCUACAGGAUGAGUGAGGUACAGCAGGAGCAGGCCGCCCCCGCCCCGGCCAAUGGGCUCAACGGCACCGCCACACAGGAGGAGGAGGUGCGGCUCAUGACGGAGGAGGAGCUGGAGAGGGAGAAGAUGAGGCCCCCGGAUAUUGACCAAGAUAUGAAGGAGAUGGAGCGCCGGAAACGUGUGGAGGCCAUCAUGAACUCCACAAUAUUCCGAGAGGAGCUGGAGAAGAUAGUGGAGAGCCAGCUGACGGAGGGCUACUCAGGAUACCAGGCCAUCCAGAACAUCUCCGAAAUGAUGGGCAUCCCUUGCUCUCGUGUCAACACCUUCAGAAGCAUGAGCAGCGUUAUCCCGAUCAACGACAUCCGCGGAAUGGAGAGCCUCAACUUUGUCAAGGGUGAGAAGCUGCUCCGUUGCAAGCUGGCCUCCGUCUACCGACUCAUCGACAUGCAUGGCUGGACUCAGAGCAUCUAUAAUCACGUCACGGCCCGCAUCAGUCAGGACACCGAACACUUCCUGCUCAAUCCAUUCGGCAUGCUGUACCACGAGGUGACGGCCUCCUCCCUCGUCAAGGUGGACAUGCAGGGGAACAUCGUCGAGAGUGGAUCCACCAACUUCGGAGUCAGUGUGGCCGGGUUCAUGCUCCACUCGGCCAUCCACGCUGCUCGGCCUGACAUUAAGUGCAUCAUCCACCUCCACCAUCCAGCUGUUGUGGCGGUGUCCGCCUUGAAGCAGGGUCUGAUGUCACUGUCCCAGGAGUCACUGCUUAUUGGUGACAUCUCCUACCACGAGUACCAGGGCAUCUUUGUCAACCAAGAGGAGAGAGACAAGCUGGCACGCAAUCUUGGGCCCAUCAACAAGGUGAUGCUGCUGCGUAACCACGGUGUUGUGUGCUGCGGCGAGACCAUCGAGGAGGCCUGGUACAACACCUACCACACCAUCCUGGCCUGCGAGACACAGAUGCGCAUGGCUCCUCUGGGCCUGGACAACCUGAUCACAGUGACGGAUGAAGCUCGCCACUCUGCCUUUGAGGUGGCUCGGCGCGGCGCUGGUGGUGUCGACAGCAAGCAGGAGGGCGGACCAACAGGCCAGGGACCAAAGGAGCGCAAGUGGAAGGUUGGGGAGCUGGAGUUUGAGGCUCUGAUGAGGUCAAUGGACAACUGUGGCCUGAGGACGGGUUACAUCUACAGGAGGCCUCUGGUGAAGCAGGACACAUCACGUUUCCACAGUGACGUUGCCCUGCCCCCCACCGCCUCCAACUACACACAUCUCUUUGACGAGGAUGACAUUACCAGGAGCCCUCUGAAGCGAAUUCUGGAUGGCCGCAAGGUUCAGGACAAGAGUCGGUGGCUGAACUCCCCCAACGUGUACCAGAAGGUUGAGGUGCUGGAGACAGGAACGCCAGACCCCAAGAAAAUUACCAAGUGGGUGGCCGACAGCUCCCCCACUCACUCCACCUCCACACCCGUCAAAUUGGAGUCAGCACUUCAGUUCGUGCCUCCUAACACCAACCCCAAGGAAUUCAAGACUGUGCAGAAGAUGAUCAAGGAGAACCGAAGGGUGGGCAACAUCAGCGCUGGGCCAACCUCACACCUGCUGGAGGGUGUGACCUGGGACGAGGCACGGCGCAUGCAGGACGCCAGCAUGUCGGGCGCCUCGGACCAUGUCAUCCUGGUGGGGGCGGCCUCCAAGGGUAUCAUUCAGAGGGACUUCCAGCACAAUGCAGUGGUUUACAAGACUCCCUACGCCAAGAACCCCUUCGAUGCUGUCACUGAUCAGGAGCUGGAGGAGUACAAGGACCUGGUGGAGCGCAAGCAGCGAGGAGAUCCCAUUGAGGAGAUUGAGAUAGAGAAGAUGAACAUUGUGCCGGAGCGAGCCACAGUGGAUGUUGUAGAUGACCACCAGCAGGAGCAGCAUGCCGAACGCACCGCCAUGGACCCCACCAGCCCCAUGUCGGACCAGGAAGCCACCAGCACCACGGUUCUCAAGGUCGAAACUAAGCAAACGCCCAGAGCAAGACAAGCACAGGCGGUGGUUCUUAGUGAUGAUGGAGAGAAAGUUGUGCGCCAAAAGCCAAGCCUUCCUCCCAAACCCAACAUUCCGAAGAAGCCUGUGGGAGGCCCCGGGGUGCCGGUUGGGCCUCCCCAGCGAGUCCAGGCCACCAUGAGAACGCUGCCAUCAAGAGACGGUUCCCUCACCCCAGACCCGCAGCAGACCCCCCCAUCAGGGCCUGUGGCUGUGACUCCCCCUCCCGCCUCCAACACCCUGCCCCGCUCCCCCUCAGCCCUGGCGGGGGGGGAGGAGGGCCGCACCAACUCCCUGACCCGAGGCAUUCAGAAGAUGCUGAGAGCCGCCUCCCGCUCCAAGGAGGAGGCCGGGCCGGAGUCAGAGUCCAGCCCGCCCCUGGAGCGCUCCAAGUCAGCGUUCUAUAAGAAAGAAGUGGCGGCCGAGAAGCGCUCCGCUCUGCAGCGCCGCUCUUGGUCCCUCACUCGGAAAGGGGAGACUGUGGCGAAUGGUGAUGAUGACGCACACCACAGCACACUCUCCCACAGCAGUAAAGAGGGUUCCCCCACCAAGGACACCUCCCUCACAGACGACUCCAUUUCCAAGGACAAGAAGAAGAAGAAGAAGGGACUGCGUACACCCAGCUUCCUCAAGAAGAAGAAGGACAAGAAGAAGGAGAAGGAGGCUGCCCAUCAUUAGUUUUCUGGACCCUCCCCAUCUUUACUAACUCCCAUCUCUGGUAGACCAAUGCUGACACUGCCAGAACCUGUACUGUAGAUAGCUAACAAGAGGAAUGUGUGCUGGGAGUCCUUGUGUGGUGCUGGUGAGAGGCUGCUGUGCUACUGCUGCUGCUGCUGCCACUGCUGCUGCUGCUGUCACUGUUUAUCGGAUCCAAGACUACUGACGUUAUUUUAUUGGUCGGCACGUCAGCAAAUCAGCUUUAUUUUUCACUUUUUUUCUUGAUUUUUUAAUUUUGUUAUUAUUACUUUUCUUGUCUCUAAAGAUAAGGCAAUAUUAAGAAUUAAAAUCUGCUUUGUUGCAUAAUUUUUAGGAUUUGUAGUUGUAGGACUUUGCCAGUGUAUAUUUUUUUGUCUUUUUAUUUUGUUUUUAUCUUUGUAGUUUAUUUCUCAAUUGACUUGGAAUUUUACUGAAGAAAGGACACAUGUUCUGUACAUUUCUGUGAUGAUGUAUGUGAAAAAUUUUAAUCAUAUUUGUGGGCUCUCUAUGAUUUGGCCGUGUGUGUGUGUGUGUGUGUGUGUGUGUGUGUGUGUGUGUGUGUGUGUGUGUGUGUGUGUGUGUGCACGCAUGUGUGUGUGUGUGUGUAUGUGUUUGGGAUGUUGAGUGGCUGCUGGUUCUUGACACUUAGCUUUCAAUAGAGUGCCUCAUGUCAGGUUUUAGAUGUUGGUGACUCCCACAGCGACACUGUUGAGAUUAAGUGUAUGUCUGUUUGUGUGUCCAAGUGUGUGUGUGUGUGUGUGUGUGUGUGUGUGUUUGAGAGACUUGCGGUUAUGCAAAGCCACAGUGCAAAGGAACAACACACACAGCAGGUGAUGCAUGUAUUUUAAUGGUUGUAUCUUUUAGAAUACCCACCUGUUCCUUGUGUGUCUACAUACUAGUACAGCCGCCAGCCGGGCCACUCUCAACUAACUCCACCUUGAUGAAGUCUGGUAAUGUCGCCGGACCAUUUGAAAAUUUGCCGAAAUCUUUGAGAACUCCUUGAAAGUGAAGUCAGUGGAUCCUGAUGGCGGUGCCCCAGCGAUAACUCUUCUUGGCUUGUGGACUCGGGGCCGUCCCAAGAUGGCUGCCGUUUAUAUUUCUCUGGGGAAGGGAUGAUGAAGGCUUUCCAGUCUCUUCUGUAUUUUUCUUCCUAAGCUCGUCCUUCCAUGGAUAGUUGUCGGAUCAGCAGUCUCUGUUCUCACCCCACAAGUCUCACCAUUUUGUCAUAAAUGGUUCACGCGAAGGGAGACUUUGAGUCGUCUUUCAUCCUCCUGCCCCUUCCACAGGCGCCGAUGACUGGCCGCCGCUGCCACUGCCGCCGCCGCCGCCCUCAUCGGCCGCAAGACGUGAACUGCGCGUUCCGUGAUUUUAGUCGAUUUUUAUUGUAUUGUUUAGUCUGACCUCAACUAUUGGAAGUGGAAGGACUAACCAUGUUAUCACCAGCUGGGGUUUGUCACUCUGCUUAGUCACUCCCGCCCCGCCAAGCUGCCCCUCCCCGCACGUGGCCCCGUGCACUGCCACCCCGAGCCGCGCCUCACCCGAUCCCUGACUCGUCACUCGCCUCGCCGCUGCCCGGGGCACACCGGCGACACCCUCAACACUUGUGGCCUCCGGGAUGUCCUGCAAUGGCUGUCUGCCCGUUGGAGCUCCUGGGAUGGUUUGCUGCCACACCUUGCUAACAAAAUGACCAAAACGACCUGAGCAGUCUUUCAGGAGGCGCCUCGGGGCGGGGAAGGCCGCGGCGGGGCACCAGACCACUCUCUUCAUCCUGUCAAUGCUAGAUGGUGGAGUGUUUUCUAGCAACACUCGUUUGUUUUCCCAUAAAAUUUGUUUUCCUUUUUUUUUACCACAAGCUUAGCACUGUUUUAUAAUACAUAAAUCUGUAUAAUAGCAUCUAAAGGAAUUAUUAUUAUUAUUAUUAUUAUUAUCAUUAUUAUUAUUAUUAUUAUUAUUAUUAUUAUUAUUAUCAUCGUCAUUAUUCAUUAUGGACAUGAUUAUACAGGCAGCUGAUUUUAUCUUUUUUUUUUAAUAAAACAUCCCUAUUUUACAAGUUCUAAGUCAUUAUUCUUUCAUUCCAUCACCUCCUGCCGUUGCUUUCCUCCACUCCUCCUCCACCUCCUCCUCCUCCUCCUCCUCCUCCUCCUCCUCCUCCUCCUCCUGAUGGGAUCGAAGCUUCUUAGUGUAAUGGGUUCAAGGCCGACACUGGCCAAUAAAUUAACACACCGACACAGUUGUAAUUCAACAUCCUUCAGAAUAUUUUUUCUCAUUAGAACUUUUUAUUGAACAUUCUGCUGUACUGAAUAAAAUAAAUAUAUCUUACACA
This is a messenger RNA of Portunus trituberculatus (swimming crab), 5399 nucleotides long. It is a transcript of the gene hts, whose product is annotated as protein hu-li tai shao-like. Gene Ontology annotation, cellular component: cytoskeleton; plasma membrane; postsynaptic density. The record is from RefSeq and is a predicted model, not a curated record. The transcript has 22 exons. Gene Ontology annotation, molecular function: actin filament binding. NCBI's taxonomy places the organism in Eukaryota, Metazoa, Arthropoda, Malacostraca, Decapoda, Portunidae. Bases 368 to 3058 code for a protein of 896 amino acids.